This is a messenger RNA of Anopheles moucheti, 1416 nucleotides long. RefSeq names its product LIM domain-containing protein A-like. The coding region runs from base 1 to 1416 and encodes 471 amino acids. The transcript has a single exon. NCBI's taxonomy places the organism in Eukaryota, Metazoa, Arthropoda, Insecta, Diptera, Culicidae. The record is from RefSeq and is a predicted model, not a curated record.
AUGAAGCAUUUUCUAGUGUUGAGUGCCUUAGUGUUAGCUCUGGCUAGUGCAAGACCAGAAGGUUAUAGUUACUACACUCCGCAUGUUUCUAGUUCCGGUCAUUCCGCUACUUCGAGUGCUAGUCUUCAGUUUACAUCUGGUGCGGGUGCGUCCGGUACUAGUGCUGUAGAUGAUUGUGAAGAGCCAGCGCACGAGCAGCUCACUCCGUUCCAGCACAGCCAAGUGCACUUCUUCGCCCCACAAGCAUCUGCUCAUUCCGAAUCUUCCUCAUACCUGAGCGCAUCUUCUGGACAUCAUGAGCACCAAUCGUCGCUUCCAGAAUCUUCGUCCUAUCUGAGCGCGUCUUCUGGACAUCAUGAGCACCAAUCGUCGCUUCCAGUACUCUCGCAUGCAUCUGUGUCUGGUGGAGCUUCCGAUUCCAGCCACUACCACUACCAACAUCAGGAGCAGCAACAGCAACACCAUCAGACGGUCCAACAUCAAGUGCACCAUCACGUAGAACCUCAGAUCGAGUACUUCACCAAUGUACAUAACCAUCAAAAUCAGCAUUCUCACCAACAGCAGCACCACACCCACCACGAAGCAUCCGUACAUUACGUACAGCAGCCCGUGGUGAAGGAGGAAGUCCACAAGCAUGUCUACGUACACGUUGCUCCGGAAGAGAAGGAAGAAAUUCACCAAAAAGUGAUUCUUCCAACCUACACCAAACAGAAGCACUACAAAAUCAUCUUCAUCAAGGCUCCGCCUCCACCGACCACCAGCAAGGUGGUUCUACCUCAGCAACCCGUCAACGAGGAGAAAACACUGGUCUAUGUGCUCCACAAGAAACCCGAACUAGAACAGGAAAUUGUUGUACCAGCGCCAGCGACCUCCAAGCCCAGCAAACCAGAAGUGUACUUCAUCAAGUACAAAACCAAGAAGCAGGAACACCAACACUCGUACCAUCACGAGGAACAGCACUCGUCCAGCUCACUCGGCGGAAGCAGUACAAGCGGCACCAGUGGUGGCUACGAGGUGGCCGAUCUUUCCGGAUUUGGAGGUUCGUUCGGAAACAGCUUCGCUCCGAUAGUCGUUACGGAAGGAUCGUACCACAGCACAACACCAGCUCCGGUAAAAGUGACCACCGUUCAUUCCGUGUCCUCCUCAUCUUCGGUUGCUCCCUCGUCGUCCUACGUUAGCAGCACGGCCAGCAGCCAUCAUGGUCAUAAGGGCCAAAGCAUCAAAGUCACCAACAUUGGUCUGUCUGGAUAUUCUACCGGUGGAUCGGGUAGUGUAGUGUCAAGUUCCAGCUCCGGCUCCAAUACUAGCAGCCGCCAGCGAGGUUCUAAAAAGUCCUGCGGAAAGUGCACCAAGACCAACAGCGCUCCUGUAUCCGUUGGAGGUACUCUGGAUGCAUUCGUAUCCAAUGUGUUCUAG